Messenger RNA from Seriola dumerili (greater amberjack), 1769 nucleotides. RefSeq names its product FIC domain containing (gene ficd). The record is from RefSeq and is a predicted model, not a curated record. NCBI's taxonomy places the organism in Eukaryota, Metazoa, Chordata, Actinopteri, Carangiformes, Carangidae. The coding region runs from base 356 to 1708 and encodes 450 amino acids. The transcript has 2 exons. Gene Ontology annotation, molecular function: protein binding.
AUAAAAUUCUGGCCAAUGAUGUUCAAGAAUGUUGACACGUCCUGCCCGAGGAGAUGAUGUGUAUAUUUUGUACACAACGGAGCUGACGCCGAUAACAAGUCGGUGUCUGAAUUAACUAAUCGUUCACUGAGUCUUUGUUUUCAGCUCAGAGCCACACACGGGCGGCAGGGAGCCGAGUGACGAGCUGUAAAAGUUGGAAACCUUAGCUGAAUUUCCUCGGCGGUGUCGGUGACUCCCAGCUGUCAUGUUGGCCGUGCUCUCCGUCCUGACUGCCGCCCUCUGGCUCUCCUAGCUGGGGUGGGUAUACAUGGGGGAUCGUAUCACCAGAGGAUGGAGGAUUUAACCUGGGACCAUUAUGGCUGCUGUGACGGUGUGGCGUUACACCAGUGGCCGUGUCCUCGGAGGAUGGGGCCCGCUGCUGUGUGUGCUCCUCGGCUCUCUGGUAGCCCUCCUGAUGCCCCUGGUCGGGGUGGAGAACCAGUGCUGCGCCGCCCUGAAGGGCAUCGCUCAGCUCCGCUGCCAGCUGUGGGGAGGCUCUCAACAGCAUCCAGCUGUGCAGUCCACCAGCCUCACCGUCCCCUUCACCGCCCUUGAUCUGCUGCCUCACAGGUCCAAGCCCAGCAAAGAGAUGGAGCUGGAGGCCAAAGCGGCGCUGCAGCAGGCUCUGGAGAUGAAGAAACUGGGGAAGAGGGAGAAGGCUCACAAGCUGCUGGUGCAUGCACUGAGUAUGAACCCUGAUUUUGUGGAUGCCCUGACAGAGCUGGGGACCAUUCUGGAGGAGGAGAAGGAUGUCGUCCAGGCAGACCACCUCUACACCAAGGCCUUGGCCAUUUCUCCAUGUAAUGAGCGGGCUCUGGUCAGCCGAGACCGAACUCUGCCCUUGGUGGAAGAGAUUGACCAGCGUUACUUUGGCAUCAUUGACAGUAAAGUGCGCAGGCUUAUGUCCAUUCCUAAAGGCAACUCUGCACUCCGACGAGUGAUGGAAGAAACCUACUACCACCACAUCUAUCACACGGUGGCCAUUGAAGGCAGCACGCUCACUCUGUCUGAAAUCCGUCACAUCAUCGAGACGCGUUACGCCGUUCCUGGGAAAAGCCUGCAGGAGCAGAACGAGGCCAUCGGUGUGGAUGCGGCCAUGAAGUACAUCAACACCACGCUGUUGUCCAGAUCAGGAACCAUGACUGUCAGUGACAUCCUGGAGAUUCACCGGCGGGUGCUCGGGUAUGUGGACCCCGUGGAGGGAGGCAGGCUGCGCACCAGCCAGGUGUUUGUGGGCCACCACAUCCCACCCCACCCUCAAGACCUGCAGAGACACAUGCAGGAGCUGGUUCAGUGGCUCAACUCUGAUGAGGCCCUGCAGCUGCACCCUGUGGAGUACGCAGCUCUCGCCCACUACAAACUGGUGUAUGUGCACCCAUUUGUAGACGGCAAUGGACGCACAUCACGCCUGCUAAUGAACCUUGUGCUUAUGCAAGCGCGAUACCCACCGAUCACAAUUCGCAAAGAACAAAGGGCUGAAUAUUAUGCGGCUCUAGACACAGCUAAUGAGGGUGAUGUGCGGCCUUUCAUUCGCUUUAUAGCCAAAUGUACAGAGAUAACCUUAGACACAUUGUUGAUUUCUACAACAGAGCAUGCUGUGGGGCUGCCGGGAGCCAGAGAGGACCAGGCCUGUCCCGACUGCAAACAGACCAUCCCCAUCCACAACUGAGCAGGAGACGGAAGAAGAAUAGGCAUGAGACGCUAGCAUGCAGAGAUAGGUUUUGAUGAAU